AUGGCUGAUGUAAGGGAUAUAUUAGAUUUGGAAAGAUCAGGAACUCCUGAAUUAACUAAAGAAUCUAUAUUAGGAAACACAGAUAAAAAUAAAAAAAGAUCUUUGGUUAAUAAUAAGCAAAUAAAGAGACCCGAAGGAAUGCAUCGAGAAGUUUUUGCUCUUUUAUAUAAUGAUAAUAAAGAUGCACCUCCGCUAUUUCCCACUGACACCGGUCAGGGAUAUAAACAAAUGAAAGCCAAAUUAGAUGAAGGGAAAGAAUAUCCAUUCGCUAGGUUUAAUAAAAAGGUCGAUGUUCCAGCAUUUCAAGAAAAUGAAUACAUUCCAGCGGAAGGCUGGAGUAGGCAGGAAACAGAUCACCUCUUUGAUUUGUGUCGUAGAUUUGAUUUACGAUUUAAUGUUAUAUGUGAUAGGUGGGACAGAAAUUUAUUUCCGAAUAGAUCUAUUGAAGAUUUAAAAGAAAGAUAUUAUGGAUUUUGUUCUGCCUUAAGCAAAUUAAAAGGUGGAAAUGAUCCUGCUAAAACAUAUGUUUUUGAUGCUGAUCAUGAAAGAAGACGAAAAGAACAAUUAAAAAGGCUCUUUGAAAGAACUCCCGAACAGAUUGAAGAAGAGCAAAUGUUAUUGAAUGAGUUAAGAAAAAUAGAUGCUCGAAAAAGAGAAAGAGAAAAGAAAACUCAAGAUUUACAAAAGCUGAUUACAGCAGCAGAUAAUCAAGCCGAGGCAAGAUCAGGUGAAAAAAAAGUACAGAAGAAAAAAGUCCAACAAGCCAGACCAGCCAAAGUUGAUACAACUGUAAUUUAUUAUAAUUAUAUACCAGCUGGCAUAAAAUUUCCCGAUUUCAAAGGUCAUGGUACAAGCUUGAGAUCUCAGAGAAUGAAACUCCCAGUGUCUGUCGGUCAAAAGAAAUCGAAAGCAAUUGAAAGUUUGCUUCAUGAAUUAGGCUUAGAUCUUAAUCCGAUUCCAACGGAAGAGAUUUGUCAGCACUUUAAUGAAUUAAGAAGCGACAUGGUAUUGUUGUACGAAUUAAAAGCUGCCUUAGCUAACUGCGAGUUUGAACUUCAAUCGUUGAGACAUCAAUAUGAAGCUCUAAAUCCAGGAAAGACAGGAGCAUAG
Messenger RNA from Pediculus humanus corporis (human body louse), 1110 nucleotides. RefSeq names its product DNA methyltransferase 1-associated protein, putative. Gene Ontology annotation, cellular component: Swr1 complex; NuA4 histone acetyltransferase complex; nucleus. Gene Ontology annotation, biological process: negative regulation of transcription by RNA polymerase II; DNA repair; chromatin remodeling. The transcript is spliced from 6 exons. Gene Ontology annotation, molecular function: transcription corepressor activity. Lineage: Eukaryota; Metazoa; Arthropoda; Insecta; Psocodea; Pediculidae. The record is from RefSeq and is a predicted model, not a curated record. The coding region runs from base 1 to 1110 and encodes 369 amino acids.